AUGCAUACUGGUUUGAUCCUACAGCUAGAGAUUUUUCUUCCCCUCAUGCCUACUCUUCAAAACACAACUAAAAUACAUUUUCACCAGAAUAUUUAUUCAUGUCCAUAGUUUCAUUCCUACUUGACAAAGCUCUGUCCUCACAUUGUUUUCUCAGUGAUCUCUUACAGCUUUCACAUUUCAGAUCAGGUCCCAAUCCAGGAGACUGAAGACUGCUGUGAAUUUUGCGAAUUCUCCAGUCUCUGGGAGCCAAAAUCUUAAAUAUUCUGGGCUUCCAGGAGACUGUCAGAAGUGAAGAGAGCCAUAUUUUUCAAGACGUCAAAGCCACAUGACAGGUGUUUCCCCACAGCUCCUCUGUGUUCAAGGACUGGUUCCCAAAACAGGCAAAAUAAGGAGCUGGCAAAAUCAGCAAACUUUUAUACCUACACUUAACUUAUAUACCUAUACUGGUGCUAUAGAAAGCCCAACUGUAUGCUACCACUGCUGCUGAGGAAGAGUUGGUUUUGCUGGGGAUGGUGACAUUUGCUCAGGAGCGUGUACUGUCCCAACAGCAGGAGUCACUGCUCUCUCGUCUCAUCCCGCUGCCCUCCUUGCUGUCAAUGGGAAAAGUGCUCGGCUCUCCCCUUGGCUCUCUGUCCUAGCGCUGCUCCUUCUCCCACCUUUUCCCCAUCUGCUGCCAAAGUGAACUGAUCUAUCAUCUGUCUGGGAACAAAUUCCUUCUCUCUGGCAACACUGAGGAACACCCAUUCGCCUUUUUUUACACCCCUUUCUUCCUCUUCUUCUUUUCUCUGUGCUACUUUGAGCUUAGGCUUUCUGCUUGAACUGGUCUCCUUUGCUCACUUCAUCAGCCAAUCUCCCUUUCUUUACCUUAGUCCCAGCCAGGUUUUCUGGGCAGCUUUCAAGAAAUGUGGCUGUAACUGAAGAUCAAAAAUGAAGUAACUGUGUGAUUGCAUAACUGGGCUGAAGAAUGACUUUCUGGAUGUGAACAGAAAAAGCAGCCGCUGCUUAGGUAGAACCUUUUAAUCUUUGUUGGCUGGUGCCAGCUUUUCUUUCUUUUUCCAGAACAGUUCAGACAGAACUAGGUAUUGCUUUAACUCCAUGGACUUGAUCUUCUGACCCAACAAUAGAAAACAAAUGGAUCUAAUGAAAAAGCAAACCAGUUCACCCAAGAAAUAUAAUCUGAUCCUGUGGCCUUCCUGCAUUAAAAGCUUCCAUUAAGUUCUGUGGCAUUCACCCAUUCCAGAUUCCCCCAGGCAAAAAGAAAUCAAACACACGCUUUGAGCAAAUGCUUUGUUUGUAAUAACGUGGCGGGAUCAAUCAUGACCGACCACAAUGAUGCAGAGGCUUUUUUGUUGGUUUUGUCUUGGUCAGAUAAAACCCUGUGUAAAUUUUCUUGAGUCAGUGCUGUUGCCUCACCGUGGCAAGUGGAGCUUGUCCUUCAACCAGGAUAUUUAGAGAGAUGCUAAGAGGAGUGAUGUCAAUGGUGCAUCUUCUUGAUACUGCCUUGUAAAAGUCAAAUGAAAAUUUUGGUUGCUUUGUUUAAAGAAAAACAUCUCAUUUUAGAGAUAUGUUUUAUUCAGUAAUAUGGGAGUUAAACCUUGAAGUCUGAUGUAAAGAUUCUCAAAGUAGAGCAAGUUUGGAUCUGGGAUUUGUUCUGUGGAACAGACAGGUGUGUGUUGAAAGUGAGAUUUUAGUUUAGAUCAUGGUGCUGAGAUCCAAGGUUUAGUUUCAGGCCUGUCUCUGCAGUUCUUGCUGCUUUCCUGAGGAAGCAUAUCUUACGAAAUUCCAUUUAAAUGUGGAUUUUGCCUAAUAUUUUUUGUUAAAUCCACUGAUCAGAUUAAUAAUCCUUGUUAGAGAAGUAAAAGCUUUGCUCCUAUGAAGUUACUACACCUUUUGUGGGCAUAAGCAGCUAGGCCCUGCUAGCAUCCCCAAGAAAGGGUGCGGUUCCAAAAUCUCUCCCGACGUGAAUUAAAGCAUGGUGUGAUGUCCUACCCCUACAACAGAUGUUGGGGAAUUCAGGCAUGAGACACAGAUAUAUAGCAAACCUGACUUCCUGAGCUCCACUGCUCAGAGGCCAAUAUGUUUGAGUCUGUCUUUCAGAUUCUUACACCUUUGGGGCAGGAACUCUCUUUGUUCUUACUGUGAAGACUCCUGGCACCUGACACAUCAUAUGAUAUUUUUAUUAAAAAUAAAUAGCAGGGAUUAGCUCCCCCCUGCCUUUCUAUGCCAUCUGCUGCUGAUACCCUUCUUAGUAAGGCAGAGCUUCCAGACAGUCUCAGCUUUAUUAGAGAAAGGGGUUACAGACCUGUUCCAGAUAAGUACUCAGAUUUUGACAGAAGUGUCCCCAGACAGAGAAGGCACUGUCUGAGCAGUCACCAGUUAUCAGAAUUCUGUCAUUUGCCAACCAUAAUCUACAACUAAAAUUGAAAUAUUUUGAUAUAUUACCAAACACAGAGAAAACAGUGUCUUAAAGGGAGCUGAAGAGCAGAAGGAGGCAUGGUUGCGCCUUAUUGGUUCAGCAUUGGUGAGUCAUUUCAUCUGAAUUUCUGUGCAUUUUAAGAGUUUUGUUUCAAAGGUCUAUUGUGUGGCUUCUGGCAACAAAUUAAAUACCAGUGAUGUUUGGCUCUUAAUUUAGAAUUAAUUUUAAAACAUCACUCAUAAUAUAAGCCCUGAGUGAAAGCCUAUGGUCACUGGAAGGAUUCCCAAGGAUUUCACUGGGCUCUGGAUGAGGGUCUCAACCCACAAAUAUCUGUUUAUUUUUCUUCAUUUUAUUUUUUCUUGGAUGGGAAGACAAGCACUGGUUUUUCAGAAUCAUUUUGCAGUUUUGGACUUUUAAUUUCUUCAAGCUAAAACUGAGUUGGGGACCAUGAAAUGUUGUAAAGAAAAUCGUCAGGCUAUGGUGGUAAGGUGGUGGUUUGGUUUUUUUUUUCUUUUCUGGCUUGGACUCACUGUACUAUAAGCCAUCAUAACACUGCAGAUCUGUGAGCUGCCAGGGGAUGGACUUAGUGAUUCAGUAGGCAAAUUCCCUGAUCCCUAAUUGAUCUGAUUUUUUGAGUGUCAGAUAUAAAUGGGAAUACAAAAAAUGCAGAGUUUGAGUUCUGUUUGCAAAACAAAACCUGUAUUUGGUUUUCUGAGGAGCUGGCACUGAACAGGCCCCCUUCCCCCUCAAGUUUGUGUGGAGGUUCAAGUUCAUAAAUCCAAGUUUUCAAACAAAUAUUUUCUUCUAGUCCCUGAGGUUCUCCUACUUGCAGUCUUUGGGAAGAUUAUAGCUUUGCUGUCUCUUGGGCAUAAUGAUUCACUCAUUCUGUCCCCAGAAGCAGUUGCCUCCAGCUGAGCCUUUCUCUUCUUACUUCUUGUUAAUGGCACUAGAAGAGGCUACUCUGUCUUCAGUCAAAAGAAGGAUUUUUUGGCAAGGGUAGAAAAGAGCCUCACAGUCUCCCUUAACAGUGUUAUACCUCUUGUCAGCAUCUUAGGAUAGGAGGGAGAAAAUCUUCCUUUUCUACUGUAACAGUUCCAUAUUAAGGCCCAGGACAAGUGUUUGCCCUGUGGCUUCAUGGAAUAGCUGAGAGAAGCAUAACUGACCUUAGCAUGGGGUUUAUGACAGACUGAAAUCUUUGGGCAUCAGUAACAGUUUGCCUCUUCCUAACACAAGAAGGGAAGAAGGAAAUAAAAAGAGAAACUGAGUGAGAAGAUGGAAGUGCUUAGGGACCUAUCUUACUUCCUGAGAAAGACAUUAGGAUACAACGAAAAUUAGCAUCACUCCAAGGUGACAACACAAGGGAUUAUGAAACUGUAGAUCUGAAGGGGACAGAGAACACCUGUGGCAGGAUAUGAGAGAUAUGAGGUAUCUGGUCUGCGAGUGCAGGAUUCAUGGAUUUUCCUACUCUGCAGAAAUUUAAUACACGUAACUGCAAGUCUGAGCUGAGUGGCAUGGAUGUGCAUGGAUGCGCUUCCUGGAGAAACAAUGCCCAUUUGGCAUUACCAAAAAGCUACAGGAGGUCUGUACUUUCUUCAUGAUGUCUUGGUUUUAUUUUUCAAAAAAGAGCUCAUAGCUUGGCUUCUUGCAUGUGCUGCUUCUCACUGAAUAAACCCUGUCCACAUACUAGAGUUUGAAUGUGUUUUUAUGUUGAAUUAUCUGCUGGUUACCUGGGUCCUUUCUCAGGCUUAAGUGAAACCAAGCUCUUGCUUAAUUUGACAUUCAGGUUUAGCGGACUGUGAAAGUCGGGUUCAUUAAGAUGGUUAUGAUCCACAUUAUGGUCAAUACGGUAUGACUAUGAGGGACAAAAUUAAACAAGACAAUUUCCUUAGGAAAGCACACGUGUUGAUAAAGCAGUUCAUGGAAAAUAUGACUGAUGUCUUCAUCACUGAUGCCUGUGUUGAUUGCCAUACUAUCCUGAAAAUAUUUUCACUUUUAACUUAAGCAUUUUCUUAUUGAGGGCUUAAUCCUUGAUCUGUCAUUAAGGCCAAUGAAAAUAAAUUGCUCCAUCAGUGGGCGGCCGAUUAGCUCUCCACUGGAAGUAUGCUGUCUCUUCAGCAUCCAGUUGACUUUUAGCAUUAGUCAAUUAGAUUGAGUUGGAAGUGACAGUUCCUACUUUGACCUGUCAGCUCAGACUUCAAUUUUCAUGUAACUUGUAGGAACUUUAUUUCUUUGAGCCCUGUACCCCUCAGGUGUGAAAGUGGCCCUUGAGCUUAGAAGCUGUUGACUUGAGUAAGGGAGUGGCAGAUGGACAGAGAUCAUGAUCUUAUAAGCUUCAGCUCCUUUAGAAAUGGUCAAGUGAAAACUCUCAAUGACUGAUUAUAAGAAAAGCAACAGCUUUAGGUGCUCUGAAACCAAACUAGACAUUUGGAAAUGCAAAGUUCUUCUAUGGUCACUAGCUUAUCAGUGAAACUAGAUUACAACUAGUUUUUCCAAGUGAACAUCUAUCACCACAUCAAAAAGGUUUAGGUAAUAUAAAAAAUACAGUGAUUAUAGAAAAAAUAUUUCCCUUGCAUGGUAAACCAGCUUUUCAUGCCAUCUCCCACAGUACAAGCAAAAGGAUGAAGUUACUGGGAUAGCAGUCACUUGUAAAGAGUAUGAGUGUUGAGAGGAAUAGUGGAAAAAGGCACACUGAAAAAUAAAAAGCAAUGGAGGGGAAUUAAGUCAAAUUAGUGACUAUGCAAAACAGCAUGUAUUAAGCAAGUAUGGAUUUUUAUGUGUAUCUGCUGAGUGGAGCUGUUCUACUCACUGUUCAGAAAUGAGCAUAAUAAACAAUGCUUCUGCCUAAGGGUAUUUCUUACUGCUAAAAGACUGUAAGAGCAAGUCUGGUUAGAAUGACUCAAACAGUACGCUUACAAGGCACUUAGAUGAAAAGGAAUAAAACGAUGGGGGAAGAAAUGUAGUGUUUUGAAUUUUAGAAACAGUGUCUUUCCUGGAUAACAUUUUGCCCUCUGUCAUGAAUACUAAUUCUAGAAAAGACCUUCCACAGAAAGAACUUGCAGAAAACCAAGGUAAGAGGUUAAAGAGAAUUAUGAGAGGCAGAUACUUGCUUCUGUGAAUGGAGCCGAAUAGGCACUGUCAUAUCCACACACAUAGCCUGGCUCUGAAAGCAGUGAUUAUGCAGUAACCCUGAACAGCAUGGUCUGUGUCACAGCUGCCUCUGAAGACCAGUGGAGGGUAUGGCAGAGGGGAUGGGGGAAGAAACUUAGGGGUUAAUUUCUCUUCAAUGCUGUCUUCACAAACCAUUGGACAAAAUAUUGCCGGAGAAGGACUGCAGCUGGAUCCCAAAUACCAAUAAAUAUCAGACUGAUGCUUCUAAUGGUGUUUGUAAUAGAGUUGAUCAACAAUUCAGUUAUCACCGCAUGAGAUCUCUUCCUUCAAACUUGCCAGUCUUUCUUGUGUAUUUUUAAUGACUGUUGGCACAAUUCUUCAUAAAACUGCAGGAGCUGAUGCAGAGUUACCGAAUGGAUUACCCUUCUGGGACUCCCACAACAAUAUGUGUGCUAUUUCAAUCUAUUUUGAUCUAAAAUUGAUUUGUGUGUCUUUAAAACAGGAGAGCAAAUUGCUGUGCUAAUUAAGCUAGAUUGAACAAUGCACAGGAACUAUUACUAAUUCUGCAUAUGAAGGCCCGAUUCUGAGAAUCCUUGUAGGCUGUGUGCUACUCAGCUUCAGGCUCUAAAAAUACUACAUUGCAAAGCUGCUUUCUUGCCAAAAAGACAUUACAUCCAUCAGCGCUGAGAUUACCUUUAAUAUGUGCUAGGCAUUAGACUCACAGCCUGAAAUGCAGUUCUCCUUGAUGCUUCCAUAUGGUAAGGUUCAUGCCAGUGCAGUGAGGCUGGACAGAACAAACACGUUUCUUUUUUACUCUAGUGCUGACAAUGGAAAAAGGGCCUUAAGGCCUUGUGUUAGCAUCCUCCACCACAAGGAAUGAAUCCAGCAAAUCUGAGUACCCUGGACUGUCUUGUGCCAUAUGCAGGACGUGUAACACAUCUCUUGGCUGACUGCUUCCAGGCUUCUUAGUAGCCAUAUAUUUUAAACCAAAAUUUUCUAAGUUCCCAGUUUUUCAGUGUUUUUAAGAAAAAAAAAAAAUCUUCCUGGAUUUUCAUACCUUCAGGUUCAUUACUACCAUUAUUGUUGCUAUUCAAAGCAGUAAUGCCAGGAGCAAAUACUGAGUAUAAAAACUAUAACCUUUUAAGAGCUGCAUUUCAUACAAAGAGGUAUCUAUUUACAACCUUUACUCUCUUAGGCCAGUUAUUUUUGUCUGUCAUUGUUAUUACAGUUCAUCAGUCCUCCUUUGCAAAAAGAAGUGAUCGGUAAGGCUUAAAGCUUUGUUCAGCUGCUCAGCCUCAGUGUUUUGUGUGUUUUUCUGGUGCUGUGUUUUUUUAGUUGAAGUUCUUUGUCAACACAGUGGAUGCUGUGACUAAUUUGGCUAAUUCUGGAAGAAAGGAUUACGCUUGGAUUCUGCAUUGGUGUUUUAAGUCUCAGUGAAAAGUUACAAUGAGUGAGUAGUCUGGGUUAUGCAGACAGUUGGGUGGGAUGAUACCUUCUGGCCUUCAAAUCAAUGGGAUCUGUUUAUUGCCGUAUGAUUCAGGCUUAACUUCUGAGCCAGCCUGGAACAUCUUGUACAUGAUUUUGUAUGCAGAGCACCCCAUACAUUGCUUAUGAAUGUGUGUCUUGGAUAAAUGGGAAAGCUCCUAGUGGGGCUUUCACACAGAGGCGUAGAGAUUUUAUUGGGACACUGCAGUAUUGCCAAGUUUUUUGAAUUUAAACAAUUCUCACAGUAGUUGACAUUUUUUUGUAAAGUUUCCUAUUGUUUUAAAGAAGAGUGACAUUAUUUUUAAAUAAAGAAAGAGGAAAUCUAUAGUCCUCCUCAUUGCACAAUAACACUCGAAAAAAUGAGUGCUGUAGCUAAACACCACCUCUGCCCCCAUCACCCAACAACUCAGAAAACAGAGAAAAAACCCAACAUUCAGUUUAAAACAUUAAGUCAUCUAAGGAUUUUUAAAGGGUCUGCUUAAGAUUCUCUUUUCUCAGGGUAAGAAACCCCACAACUCACAAGAAUUAUGGUUUCCCAGUCCAGUCCAGACACACACAGAGCUGUGACCUCCCUCCAGCCACGCUGGGGCGAGCCGUGGUUGCGCUCCAGCCCUUCCUGUGCCCUGCUUUCCAGGUGAAGGGAAUCUCCUCGUGUGCUGGCUGGAGAGGAGCUAGUGAGUGCUUCCCUAGCAUGCAGGGGACCAGGACUUUGAGGUGUGUUGUAGUCCAGGCACAGCCUCUAGCUCCCAUGUUAGAUAUUUUUUAAAAAAUAAUUUUCUCAUAAUUCACAACUAACAGAUAUUGAUUAAUUAAAAAAAUACAAAAUGAGAGAUUUUGAAAGACAAAUAGUGCCCUGAAGUGCCUGUAGCCCAGGCAAUGUGCUGGGCCACUGCCUGAAAGUGACACAAUCCCCCUGUCUGAUUUGGACAGUGACACAACCCUGCUGUCUGUUUUGGAUGACCUGAUUUAAUUGCUCCAGUUGAGAGAAAUGCAGAAAAGGAAGCAUGCCUCAGAAAGAGUGACAGACACAUUCAACUGUUACAAUGCCCUCUCUCCUGAUAAUCAUGGCUGUUAUUAAUUGUAGAGAUAAGAACAUAUUUUUCCGCUAACCUUACAUUGUCAUUUGGAUAAAUUUUCUGCCUUGAGGGAAGUGCGUUUCUGUACAGAAUUUGGUAAACAAUAUAGGGAUACUCAUGGUCUCAAGAAGAUGAAGCUUUCUAGCAGGGGGACUACAAGGCCAUGCUGCCCAGGAAAGGAGGAAAGACAAGUGGAAACUGCUCCCUCCUGCACAAGCACCUCUCCAGGACCAAGGUUACCUAACCAAACUUCUGCAGAAUCAUACUGCCUAUGCCUGCGAUGGGGAACAUUUGAGUCUGCACUGUCCUCGGCAUUCAACAAUAAGUGUUCAGUCAGCAUUUUACGGGCAAGACUACCACAUGUGUAGAACUAAGGAGCCUGAAACCAGGAUGACAGCACCCAUAAACUGUGUGGCACCCACCUCUUUGCAGAAAGUGCUGGAUGAAUGCCAAAACCUGAGAUCCUGCCAGCUCCUUGUCAAUAGUCGGGUUUUUGGACCUGAUCUGUGUCCAGGGACCACUAAAUUCCUCCUUGUCUCCUUUAAAUGCAAACCUACUGAAUACAAAACCAAAUCAGCAUGUGAAAACCAGGAGCUCAAACUCCACUGUCAGGAGUCCAAGUUCCUUAUCAUCUAUUCUGCCACCUAUGGCAGAUGGGCACACGAGGAGAACGUCUGCUCGACAGAAGUGGAGCACGUUCCCCCCUUCGACUGUUUGUCUUACACGGCACUAGAAGUUUUAUCAAAAAGGUGUUCCGGGAAACAAAGAUGCAAAAUCAUUGUCACUAGCCGGGAAUUUGGAAGUCCGUGCCUGCCUGGAGUGACAAAAUACCUUAACGUCAGCUAUGCGUGUGUUCCUAAAUUUAUCCUCACGGCUGUCAACCCCCUGGCCACUGAUAACAAGUCUUCCGUCAAGCAGAACGAUGGUAUUGACCUUGAUCCAAAGGAAUCAAGACUUCCAAAGAAAGAUGGAACUUUUGUUAGCAACUCCUUGGCUACAUUUGCAUACAUUAGAGAUCACCCUGAAAGAACUGCCCUCCUGUUUGUAUCCAGCGUUUGUGUGGGAUUAUUAUUCACGCUGUGUGCUUUGGUGAUUCGCGUGUCAUGCUCAAAUGACUUCCAGAAAUUGCACAGAAAGAAGGAUCAGUUAGUGCCAGAAAGUGACAGAGCAUAUGAGACCAGUGAAAAUGAGGAGGAGGAGGAAGAUUCCUCCGAUUCGGACGUCCAGGAUGAGAUAGCGGGACUUUACAGACCGUCUUACUCAGGUUAUAAUUCAACAGAGGCGGCAGAACUGGCCGAAAGGAUAGAGCGCAGGGAGCAGAUCAUGCAAGAAAUUUGGAUGAACAGUGGUUUGGAUAUGACACCUCCAAGAAACAUGAAUACGUUUUAUAUCAAUGAACAAUAAAUGGCUUAUUUUGGAUGAUGCCCUAGCCCUUUUUUUAAAAAAAAAAAUGUACCUUCUGUGAAGGAACAUUUGUAUCAGUGCAUAUAAGUAUUUGUAAAGUAAGAAGAAAGAUAUGCAAUAAAAGGAAAGUUUCAAACCCUUGACUGCCUAUACAUUGUUCUGUGAAAAA
Phalacrocorax carbo (great cormorant) is the source of this 9658-nucleotide messenger RNA. The record is from RefSeq and is a predicted model, not a curated record. NCBI's taxonomy places the organism in Eukaryota, Metazoa, Chordata, Aves, Suliformes, Phalacrocoracidae.